Tricharina praecox is the source of this 705-nucleotide messenger RNA. Its product is annotated as cutinase. Gene Ontology annotation, molecular function: hydrolase activity. The record is from RefSeq and is a predicted model, not a curated record. The transcript is spliced from 3 exons. NCBI's taxonomy places the organism in Eukaryota, Fungi, Ascomycota, Pezizomycetes, Pezizales, Pyronemataceae. Bases 1 to 705 code for a protein of 234 amino acids.
AUGCCACUCAUCACGCCCACCCUCCUCCCCCUCCUCCUCGCGCUCUCGACCCUUUCCGUGGCAGUGCCACAUUCACCACUCAUAUCACGAGCAGAUACGUCCUGCAGCGAUAUCCACAUCCUCGUAGCGCGCGCUUCCACCGAGGCGGCGGGCGAUGGGGUAAUCGGCAGCGUCGCAGCGGCAGUGAUUAGCAGCUCGAGCAAGACGGUGACGCAGGAGGCAAUCGACUACCCCGCGCUUUUGUCACCGUAUGACACCUCCUCGCAGGCGGGGACCGCGGCGGUAAAGAAGCAGUUUGCGGCGUACGCGGCUAGCUGCCCAGACGCGAAGAUCGUGCUCAUGGGGUACUCGCAGGGGGCGCAUAUAAUCGGCGAUGCUAUGUGCGGCGGCGGCGGAUUGCUUAUCGGCGCGAAGACCGAGCCGAUGGCUUCCAGUCUCACGUCGAAGGUCGUAGCAGUCCUGCAAAUGGGCGACCCCCGCCACACCAAGGACGAAACCUACCACGUGGGGACGUCGACAGGCAGCGGGCUGUUCCCUCGCACGAGCGACCAGAGCUGCGAGUCGUACGCCAGCGUCUUCCGUUCUUACUGCGACUCUGGAGAUACCUUCUGCGACUCGGGUUUGAAUACCCUUGCACAUCUGAUGUAUGUUACGGUCUAUGGCACGGCUGCUGCGAGGUGGGUUGUCGAGAAGAUUGGAGGUUAG